AAAACCCCCCAAACCCCUCCCUCGCUUUCCCCGAGACGAGAUUCCUUCCGCCGGUCCGCCCCGCGAUGGCUCCCGGUGCCCUGGCCCGCCUCCUCCUCCGCCGCGCGCCCACCCCUCGCCUCGCGCGCCCCUUCGCCGCGAAGGCCCGCGCGUCCCGGCGGCUGCAGGAACCGGAGCUCCCGUCGGAGGAGGAGAACAACUUCGCCGGCGGCGAGGUUGCCGCCCCCACUGAGGGCAUCAGCAAGCCGCUCGCCGAGGUCCUCAAGGAGCUCGGGAAGAGAGUUCCCGACCCCCUCGUGAAGACACGUAUCGAGGAUAACGGCUUCGCCAUCAAAUACAUCCCAUGGCACAUUGUGAACAAAAUUCUCAACAUACAUGCCCCAGAGUGGUCUGGGGAGGUCCGCAGCAUUGUUUAUUCAUCUGAUGGGAAAUCUGUAUCUGUUGUCUAUCGCGUGACUCUUCAUGGGACUGAUGCGGAGAUCUACAGAGAGGCUACUGGAACUGCUUCUGUUGAUGAUACAAGCUAUGGCGAUCCCGUACAAAAGGCAGAAGCUAUGGCUUUUCGUCGUGCUUGUGCGCGUCUUGGUCUUGGACUUCAUCUCUACCAUGAAGAUAUGUCAUAGAUGACUAAUGUUAGUGUUCGUCUUAUGAGGGAUGUGAACUGGUAUACUUCCACUUUCGUCAUAUGCGGACUGUUGUCCCUUAAAGGGCUAUCCAUUUGCACUGGACAUGCUUCUCUUUCUUAUAAGGGACGUGAACUUAUAAAUGCUUGAAGCUUAGGUUGUCGUUUUGGGGAGACUAUAUGUAAGCUACCAAUGCAACUAAUGGUCUGAACUGUAUUUAGUGCCUUGUUCCAACAUCUAAAUCUCUGAGUCCAUGUUCAUGAAACCUUGAUAGCUCUGUUUUCUUAUUUUCAUUAUUCUUAA
Molecule: messenger RNA, 926 nt
Organism: Panicum virgatum (switchgrass)
Lineage: Eukaryota; Viridiplantae; Streptophyta; Magnoliopsida; Poales; Poaceae
Product: DNA repair RAD52-like protein 1, mitochondrial
Exons: 4
Coding region: 66-623 (185 amino acids)
Biological process (GO): double-strand break repair via homologous recombination
Molecular function (GO): DNA binding
Source: RefSeq, a predicted model, not a curated record